AAAGCGUUGAUACAGCAGCGCACCUGAAAAUAAUCUGUCCCCGGAGUGUUGAAAGUAGUCGAAUAAAGAAUAUGGAUCGUCUAAAUCAAUCUAAACAUCAAAUCCCUCUCGCUGUAAACGUCGGCUGACUAAUUAUUGAUCGUAUUCGCUGCAAUGAUGGAGCUAUUGUUGAACAAAAUAAUACAUUCACGAAGCAAAAUGUCCGCCCUUCUGUCGGCGGCGUCCCCGGCCAUCGUGUUUUGUUUACAAUAACAUAUUGUGCGUUACGUAGUGCCGUUUGACGGUCGCUUGUCGUUGCGGGAUAAUUUCAAGUGUUGGUUUCUAGUUUCCCCUAAUUCCUAGCAACAAUGUCCGAGCCCCACCUGUGCCGACUCUGUGCCGAGACCAAGGAAAACUUCAUAGGGAUCUACGACGCUGAAGGUCAGAAAUUGGAAAUCGAAUCGAAGAUUAAAAAGUGUCUUCAAAUAAAGGUACGCUUUUUCAUUGGAAUGCAUAUUUCUUUAUCCCAUUUGUUCUUGACUUCCUCAAUAACAGUUUCUAUUCCAGUUUCUAUUUCAAUACAUGCUCACCUUGGUUGGAUGUUUGCACAGGAUGUCCUGUGUGUCCUGAUGACGGAUGAUUUACCGUUAUCUGUGUGCAUAGACUGCUGCAUUCGGUUAGAUCAGUCUAACGAUUUCUUUGAGAAAACCAACCUGGCUCAAAACUCACUCAGGCAGCUACUAGCUGAAGAAAAGCCAGAACCGCAGAUAUUACACGUGGAUUUGGAUUAUGAUAAGAAAGCUAUAGGUUUUCCAAAAGAAGAAGAAAUCCCAGGAGAUGGGAUAAUUGAGUGUCAUUUGUCUGAGAGUUAUAUAAACGACUCCAUGGACAAUGUUGGCUAUUUUAAUAGUGAACAAAAUAACCUUGGUGAAAAUGAAAAUGAAAAUGAAAAUGACACCAAGAUUGAGAAUAGGAAUGAACAAUAUGAACCCGAGGAGAUUGAAGAUUUGGUUGAACAGCGAAGAUGUAAACCACAGGUUCAAAAUAACUCGCGAGAACAGACUGGAAAAAGACUGAAGCGCAGAACGCCUAUGCGAAAAGCGCGUGAUUUUGAACUGGGACAUGUCUCUGAUUUAGAUUACGAGUGUAAUGAUAUUGAUACAAAAGUCAAUAUUAAGAUACCCGAUAAUUACAUGACCGGCACCGACUCUGACAUGGAAAUGAUAGAAGCUGAGGCAGCGGAGCCCUCAAAGCCUGGCCGGAAAAGAGGUGAGGGAUUGGAUAGAUACCCUUGGCUGUGCACGGAUUGCAACGAUAAGCUUCCAAGUCUUGAGGCACUAGAGAAACACCACGAAACUGUUCAUAAUCAGAAGGCAAGGUUCAUGUGUGUGCAGUGCUGCAAAGUCUAUGAAAAAUAUUACGGGUUUCUCACUCACGUCAAAAGGCACAAAAACAAGUCAAAGUUCAGUUGCGAAGAUUGUGGUAAGUCUUUUGUUCACAAAAAGGUUUUAGAAUCGCACAAAGCCAUUCAUAGCGAGGAACGUCCUCAUGUCUGUCAAACCUGUGGAAAAACCUUCAGACAGCAGAGUGCUCUCUACAUACACAGUCGAUGUCAUUUGCCUGAUACAAUGAAAAACAGAUAUCAGUGCGAUCAGUGCGAUAAAAGAUUUUCAACAAAACCAAACUUGGUCACGCACAAACGCAUUCAUUCUGGAGUUAGAAAUUUUACUUGCGAUCAGUGUGGAAAAAGUUUUAUACAAAAGGGAAACUUGGAAGCACAUUUUCUGACUCACUCCGCUGACAAGCCAUAUAAUUGUUCACUCUGCCCGAAAGCGUUCAAGACACCACUACAACUGAAAAAGCACGAAACUGUUCAUACAGGUGCAAAGCCUCACCAAUGCGCGGUCUGCGGGCGCACAUUCAGAGAAAAAGGAACACUGAGAGAACAUCACAGAAUUCAUACCGGGGCAAUGCCGUUUACUUGCGAAUUUUGUGGAAAAUGUUUUAGAUUCAAAGGAAUAUUGACGACACACAGGCGCCAGCACACAGGGGAACGUCCUUACAGUUGCAUUGAGUGCCAACACCAUUUUACGAAUUGGCCAAAUUACAACAAACACAUGAAACGAAGACACGGGAUAAACACGUCGCACACCAAACACUUGCAACAACCCCAGCAAAUACAGCAACGGCAACAAAAUGAUUUACACGAUGAUGAAAUAAACACCGCUCAACACGGAGUACCGAGUUCUGUACAGGUGAUACAAACCACCCCUAAUGUCUCGGAAGCGGAACCGAUUGCGCAAACUCUUCCUUCAACAGUGAUACAGAAUUUCCAGACUCAGGUCCCAGUCACGGUACAGGAGACUGCAUUCAGGGAUAGAAAUACAAUGCUGUACAAUGCGGUUCCUACAGCCCUGCAAAAUUUUCUGCCACCAAACUUACCGUACAAUUUUUACAACAUAACUAAUGCUGGCAAUAGUGACAUCAUUCAACACAGGUAGGUCUACUAUAAAAUGGUUUACCGAAGACUCGUUGAGUAAUCGAAAGAGACGAAAUUUUCCCAUUUCUAAACUUCUGUAACUCAACGUUACAUGAUGACUCCUCUUCCCGAGGCUCUUGACGUAUCGGUUUACCAGCAACGAUAUAUUCAUCGGUAUCUGUUCUGCAUAAUAGGUAAUGUGUAAAUUGUAAGUAUAUAUAAUGAUAUCUCACCUUGGUUGUUUUAAAUCGAGCGAUUUUUAUUUUGAGAUUUACCACAAGCCUUUUUACCUUGGAGCCGAAUUAUUGUCUAGUUUUUCUUAGAAUUUUCACCGAGCUGAAAAUUUUAUAGCUUUUUGAAUCGUUGUAAUAGGUUAGAGAUAAAAAAUGACUAGUACACUUUCACGUAGUCACGAUCAUUUUCUACUCACGUAUUGUCGAGGAGAUGUCUUUACCUCAUACCACCUAACUUCAAAAGUGCACCACCGUUUCGUAAUUUUUCCAUCUACUUCUAUCGUAUGCAUUAUGUAAACUUUGUUUCUGAACAAAAAUUGUCGCAGAGAUUCGAACGAAAAUAUAAAUAUGUAAUAAUUCAUAUCGUCAGUUCCGUUGAAAAGUGAUCAAUAAAGGCAUUGACAUAGAUGA
Molecule: messenger RNA, 3102 nt
Organism: Athalia rosae (coleseed sawfly)
Lineage: Eukaryota; Metazoa; Arthropoda; Insecta; Hymenoptera; Athaliidae
Product: zinc finger protein 418-like
Exons: 8
Coding region: 348-2480 (710 amino acids)
Cellular component (GO): nucleus
Molecular function (GO): zinc ion binding
Source: RefSeq, a predicted model, not a curated record